CUUGAAGUGAAGCUCCAACAUGGUACUUCUACAAACUGACCUGUUUUUGACUGAGCUUACAACCAUGUUCGAGCAUGCCAUAGAGAAAGGUUCUAUUUGGGUUACUUUCAAGCGCUCAUCCAUGAAGUCAAAGGCACAAAGGAAGAAGAAGGCCUCAAAAAAUGAACAACUUGAAUACAAAUGCCUUAUUCGGGCAACCAAUGGAAAGAAAACCAUUUCGACUUGGGUGGGGCCAAAUGAACAUCAGUGCUUUCAAGCUUCAUAUGCAGCUAUCCUAAAGGCCCAGAUGACUGUUUUCUUUCCAGAAGAGGAGCCAGAAUGGGUGGCAGACCUGCUAGGGGAAGAUGAGCCAGAAGAGGUGGUGGGGGACCCUUCACCGGGGCCUCACCCAGAAGAAUCACACCCUUAAUGCAUCCUUAAGUGUGGAUUGUCUAUGGUAUAGCUGCUGCUGUAGUUUCUUUAUCCUUUGGUUUGAAUUCUGCCUUACUUUAGUUGCAUUCCUAUCUCGUUUGGUAUUGUCCUGUUGUGUUGUGUUGUGUUAGGAAUGCAAUAUCGAUAAACAUAGUGUUUGGUAAU
This is a messenger RNA of Diospyros lotus (date-plum), 576 nucleotides long. Its product is annotated as signal recognition particle 14 kDa protein-like. The transcript has 4 exons. Gene Ontology annotation, biological process: SRP-dependent cotranslational protein targeting to membrane. The coding region runs from base 20 to 409 and encodes 129 amino acids. Lineage: Eukaryota; Viridiplantae; Streptophyta; Magnoliopsida; Ericales; Ebenaceae. Gene Ontology annotation, molecular function: endoplasmic reticulum signal sequence receptor activity; 7S RNA binding. The record is from RefSeq and is a predicted model, not a curated record. Gene Ontology annotation, cellular component: signal recognition particle, endoplasmic reticulum targeting.